This is a messenger RNA of Dendrobium catenatum, 1913 nucleotides long. RefSeq names its product la-related protein 1B. The record is from RefSeq and is a predicted model, not a curated record. Gene Ontology annotation, molecular function: RNA binding. Lineage: Eukaryota; Viridiplantae; Streptophyta; Magnoliopsida; Asparagales; Orchidaceae. The transcript has 6 exons. Bases 236 to 1558 code for a protein of 440 amino acids.
UAGAACGACUUCGUUGCGGUUUGGGUUUCUGCAUGAGAGAUCGGGAGGGGAAUGCGGGAGGAAAGAAAGAGCGCGAGCAACGGUGCGAUAGCCAGCGAUGAGUUUUCUCAAGGCUUAAAAUCUCUGAUUGAUUCCUUCCCCAACCCUGCAUUCCAGUUUCUCAAAAAUUUCGCUGGUAAUCCUCUUCCAGCCGAUCAUUCACACAGAGCUACGGAACCCUAGCUGUAACCCUAGCAUGUCUCUUGUUUCGGACCUGCACGUCCUCCGCAAUGUCUCUGACUCCGCAGGGUUCGUUGCCGUACGCGGGGAAUCCGAGGCGGAUGCCGUUGCUCCGCCUCAUUCAGCAGCUACCGCGAUUCCCUUACCCGAGCCAGCAGUUCUUCCUCUGAAUCGGCGAGAACACGCGCAAGACUCUGUUCCUUUUCUUGCCAGCAGCAAUGCCUCCCAUGGUCCCGCUUCCGAAAGGGAAAAUAGGCCUGUAUGGGGAAGGGCGCCGAAUGGAGCCAUUGAUACUGCUCCGCUAGUUUUGGGAGGCUCCUCUUCUUGGCCCGCUUUAUCGGAAUCUGCCAAAGCCUCUACCAGACCUUCAUUCGAUGAAUUGGCCCCCUCCCUGGGCUCUAACUCUCUUGGCGGUGGAAAUAAUGGCGAUGAUGUUGGAACCAGUGGUAGAUUUUCCAGUAAUGGUGAUCCCUCAUCAUCUUCUUCAACAUCAAGUUCAACGGAAUUAUCUCAGAACAUGACAGAUAAGUUGCCUGAUAAGGGCAAUAACAGCAAUUGGGACCAUCGUCCUCGUGAAUCCCAUGGCUGGGUGGAUCAAGGGGAUCGACGGAGGAGGCAUGGUGGCAGCAACCGAAGGGGAAGCUAUGGAGGCAGGCGUGAUGAGGACCGUGUUUUCCGUGAUUGGAGUUCUUAUAGGCCUCUGAGUGUUAGAGAUUCCCACUUGCAGCGAAAUCACCCGAGCCAUGCAAUCAUGCGACCUCAUAUGCCUGCUAUGGUGCCAUUGUAUGGCCCUCCUCCGCUUAUCCAACAUUUUCCUGGCCCCAUGGCCUACCCUGAUAUUCCACCUCCAAUGUAUUUUUUCCCAACUCACCCUCAUCCCGAACCUUUCGGAGGGUACCCAUUUGUUCCCAACCCAGCACCUCCUGCAAUACAAGAACCUAUGUUUUUUCCAUCUGCGGAACAAAAACGCACUUUGAUAUUGAAGCAAAUUGAGUAUUACUUCAGUUCAGAGAACUUGUGCAGUGAUUUAUUCCUGAGAUCGAACAUGGAUAACAAUGGGUGGGUUCCAAUCGAUUUGAUUGCUAAAUUCAAUAGAAUUAAGCUAUUAACAGAUAGCAUACCAUUUAUAUUGGAUGCAAUCAGGCCCUCAGAUGUUUUAGAAGUGGAGGGCAACAAAGUCAGAAAACGUGACGGAUGGCAGAUUUGGUUAUUUAACCCACGACAAAAUAAGGAUAACACGGAAUCUGAACCUAAUUCUCAGACUACCACAAAACAAGAUUCUCUUGUUUCUCAGAUGGAGAAUAUUGCGCUCAACGAAGGAAAUACUCGGACCAAUUGAAAUCUUUAUUUGAGUCAGGCGACUUUCGACUGUAGCCUUUAAGGUAACAAAAAAAAACUGUAUAGUUUUUUCCCCUUAUUAUUAUUAUUUGGAGUCCUUUUUGGGUGCUGCUGCUGCCUCCUCCUCCUCCUCUCAUGAUCAUUUGUGAACUAACUAACCCUCUCCAUCGUCUUUUGUCUUUCUUAUUUCUCUUUCUCGAGUUGCAGAAACUUCCAUUCUUUUGUGAGUAGCGGAGUCGGAGAAGUGAUUCACUAUCAUUCCUCCCUCGCUCUCUAAUCCUCCUACUUACAUUACUCGCCUCUUUUCUUCCUGAAGAACUUGCAUUAUAUUACUUAAAAUGUAUUUUUUUUUUUUU